This is a messenger RNA of Phytophthora sojae, 2136 nucleotides long. RefSeq lists its product as hypothetical. Gene Ontology annotation, biological process: retrograde transport, endosome to Golgi. Gene Ontology annotation, molecular function: phosphatidylinositol binding. NCBI's taxonomy places the organism in Eukaryota, Oomycota, Peronosporomycetes, Peronosporales, Peronosporaceae. The transcript has 3 exons. The record is from RefSeq and is a predicted model, not a curated record. Bases 1 to 2136 code for a protein of 711 amino acids.
AUGCUCAACGGCGCGACGGCGGCGGCGGCGCCCGCGCACGCGGACGACUUCACGGCGGCGCUGUGGCUUGAGAUGGUGGACAGCACCGUCGAGUGCGAGCUGUGCAACGAGCCGUACGACGACGACGACGGCGCCGACGGCCACAUCCCGCGGCUCUUGGCAGCGCUCACGCACUUCAACGGCGCCGCGGGCGCGCGCGCUCUCCCCAAGAACUACGAGCUGGUGCGCGCGCGCCAGGAGAUGGAGGCGCAGACGCAGACGCAGCUGCGCAGGCUCAAAGAGGCCUGGGCCACGCAGGUGAAGGAGAAGGAGCAGCUCGCGCGCGAGGCCGAGGAGCACGCGCGCACGGCCCAGCGGGAGAGCGUGCAGGCCUCGCAGCGCGCCAAGUUCCUGGCCAAGCAGGUGGAGAUCAACGAGCAGGAGAAGAAGCGCGCGCAGGAGCUGGCGGAGGAGGCGCGGCACCGCGCGCUGGUGGCGUCGCAACAGGCUGAAGCGCUGCAGGCGGAGACGGAGAAUCUCAAGCGCCAGCUGCAGAAUGACGCCGCGCAGCUCGCGCGCGUGCAGCGGGAUGCGUCUAGCGCCGCGGCGGUGGCCAAAGAGCUGCACUCCAAGGCAGAGCAGCUUCAGCAGCAGGUGGACUGCGUCCGCGCGCAGUUGUCGCUGCAUGCUGGAAGGCACGACCCGAGUAAGUUGGUGGUGUUGGUGUGUGAGCCGACGACGGUGGGCUCCUGGCUCUUGCCGUACACGAGGUACGCCGUGAUCAGCAUAGCCAGUGAUACUGCUAAGGGUGCGCAGGCUAUUGACCCGUACCAGGCUGCCAAGACGUGGACGCGUCUGCGUCAAGUGGAAGAGCCCAGCUCCUCGGUGAAAGUGUACCGUCGGUACAGCGAUUUUGUCUGGUUGCAGCGCGAACUGCAGCGUCAGUUCCCGUUCGAGCUGGUACCGUGUGUGCCGGGAAAGCAGCUCUUCUUCAACAAGGAGAAGGAAUUUGUUGGUGAGCGCAUGCGUCUCUUGCAGGCGUUUUUGCGUGGUGUGCUCCGACAACCGCUUCUUGCAGUGACGGAGGAAGUGCGUGCAUUUUUGCUGUCCACCACCGAAGAGCUUGACAGCCUCCGACGCGCUAGCUCGAGUUAUUAUGGCAACCUGGAUGGCGAUGACUUGCAGUCGGUGGACGAGGAAUCCUUGGACGACGAGGUGGAAUCGCGGAACUCGUCUCCUCCUGCUGUCAGCCCUCCUUCGGCAUCAAAUGGGACGUUGAGCAAGCGCAGUAGCAGCUGGAGUGCGUGGGGUGCGGUGUCAGCUAUCACAUCGAGUGCUGCCAAGCUUGUGACCACGACGGGGACAGCCUUGACUGGAAUUGGCUCGAAGACUGGCACUGCGGGUCUUCCUGAAGAUCCAGAGCUGGAGUUGUCGAAGAGUUUUAUCGAGGCCGAAGGAGCAGACGCAGCAACGCGAGCUUGUAUCGAGCGUCGACGCAAGUACAUUGAUGUGGCGAGAUCUUAUCAGUCGACAGCGCAGAAGGGAAGUCAGCUGUCUCGUGCUUCAAGGCAGCAGUCGCACCACCUGCACCGCAUGUGUGAAUUACUGCACGAUAUGAAUACUCUUGACCAAGACCACGCACGCCGCCGUCGACAGCGACUUGCAGCCUCGCAGGUCGUAAGAGCUCGUGGUGAGGACGAAGAUGACGAUAUGGAGACGCGCGCUUUUGACGAGCGAGCGUCCGAUGUAUUUAGCGCGAUCUCACUGAACACGAAGAACGAUGCGGACUGCAUGGAGUACGCGUUGCUGGAGGUUGUACGCAUGCAGACGUUGGAGCUGGGCGGCAUUGAAGACGCCUUCACGCGUGUGCGCAGUCGUGAGGAGGCGCUGCAGGCACAGCAGGCUUCAGGCGCAUCUGCGAGCAGCCCGACUUCGAGCGACAGUGGAGCUUCGAUCUCUGCGUUGGCUUUGAAACGCGAAGAGCUGGCGACUCACCGGCGCGACUUGAAUGACAAGGUGACAAGGCUGGAUCCGGGCCGUUCGCAGUUCGUGUUCGAUGUGCUUCGCAAGAAUUCUAGCGAAAUGCUCAAGCUGGCUAAAACCAAGCGGAAACUCUAUCAAGCUUCGCAGCAGCAGCUUCUUGGCGUUGGACGCUAA